AUAAAGUUAGUGUCACGUUACAAACCCUCCUACAAUUUUGGAGUUUUGCGCCAAUCGGGUGACGAGUUGCAGAGAUGCAUUAUGAUUGAGUCUGAGACUCAAGGCGCGCCGGAUCCUGCGGAUUUACGGGAGGUAUAGAGCACAUUCUUUGUGGGAAUAGCGACGUUCGCAAAUUGAGAAACUGUUGAAACCGUCAGAUCAGUCCUUUCGGUCCAUCACCGCUUUGCCUAGAUGGACGAAGACAAACACGGAAGUGUUGACGUUUGAUUCGCGAAGGGCAUCUCUGGCAGGGUGCCUAAUUCUGACGAGAGGGUGAGAUACGAAUUUCGGGUAAAAAUGACAUGGAUGCAUGCUGAAUCACAAAAAAGCUCCACAGCUUUCGAGUCCGGAAUGGAUACCACCUUGGGCACGAGGUCCGGGCUGGAAAUUAAACUGGUGUCACUCUUCGUGCUGCUGUUCAUGACACUUGUAAGUGGCUGCUCUGCCUUGUGCAUCAUCAGAGGAAGAGGGAGGUGUAACACACACCCAGAGACACGCUGCAAGGUGCUAAGUUUGGCGAGCUGCUUUGCGGGUGGCGUGUUUCUGGCCACCUGCCUGCUGGACCUGGUUCCUGACUACCUGGUGGCGAUCAACAAGGCCUUUAGCAACCUUGGGAUCACAUUGCAGUUCCCACUACCUGAAUUCAUCCUGGCCAUGGGCUUUUUCCUGGUUCUGGUGAUGGAACAAAUUGUCCUGGUCUUCAGGGACAAAACAGGUGGCUUCACAGGAGAGAGGCAAGCCUUAUUGAUAGAUCCAAGUAUCCAAUCACACGACAAAAAUGGCUUGGGCCAAAAUCACCUGCAUUCUCCCUUUGCUCAUGCCAGGGAUGAACCAGACAGAAUAAGACAUCCUAGCAGGGAAGGAGUCCACCUCCACGUUGAUUUCAACUCUCACUCGGCCAUCCGUUCUUUCAUCCUGGUGUUCUCGCUUUCCCUGCAUUCUGUGUUUGAGGGGCUGGCAGUCGGACUUCAACAGGAUAAGCAGCAGAUUCUGGAAAUCUGUUUGGCUUUGUUGCUUCACAAGAGCGUCAUCUCCUUUAGCCUGGCACUCAAACUCACCCAGGGUCACCUUCGCCAGGCUGCAGUUGCCGGCUGUCUGCUGCUGUUCUCUGCAAUGUCGCCACUGGGCAUCGGACUGGGCAUUGCUCUCACUGAGACCCAGUCCACCCCUCAACACCAGCUUGCACGUUCCACCUUGGACGGUCUGGCUGCCGGCACCUUUAUAUACAUCACAUUCAUGGAGAUCUUGCCUCACGAGCUGGGCUCCUCACAGAACCGCGUACCCAAACUGGCUCUGCUUCUCACUGGUUUUGCAGUGGUCACUGGUUUCCUGUUCAUAAAGAUAUAGUGCCUUACCAAAACUGUCUUAUCCUUUGUUUUUCUGAAGGGAAAACUGUGUCAUAACAAAUAAAUUUGUGUACAAGAA
Messenger RNA from Brienomyrus brachyistius, 1464 nucleotides. Its product is annotated as zinc transporter ZIP1-like. NCBI's taxonomy places the organism in Eukaryota, Metazoa, Chordata, Actinopteri, Osteoglossiformes, Mormyridae. Bases 337 to 1386 code for a protein of 349 amino acids. Gene Ontology annotation, biological process: zinc ion transmembrane transport. The record is from RefSeq and is a predicted model, not a curated record. Gene Ontology annotation, molecular function: zinc ion transmembrane transporter activity. Gene Ontology annotation, cellular component: plasma membrane. The transcript has 4 exons.